Messenger RNA from Paraglomus brasilianum, 451 nucleotides. Lineage: Eukaryota; Fungi; Glomeromycota; Glomeromycetes; Paraglomerales; Paraglomeraceae. The record is from the annotation of a GenBank genome assembly.
AUGAUUGCCUCUUUCCGUUCUUGUCUCUAUCUCGUUGUACUUCUAGUUAUUGUCUUACUGACUUCUCCCUCGGAGUCCUACGAGUGCUUUGAUCCAAAAAGUUCAUUUGAAAUUUCUAAUUUAAGAAAAUGCAGUCCUGAAUCUGAUGCCUAUUCCAAAUUAUUCUACGGAUCGCAAUUCAGGAAUUGGAAUUAUACCAACACUAAUGCAACCGAUAACAAUGCAUUCGAAUUGUCUUUUACUUGCGACCCAACAAUGGAUGCCCAAACCUGCCAAAAAGCACACGACUCUUUUGUCACUGCGGGAGCGUUAUUGAGCAAAAUAUUUAAUUUUACACAAAAGAUUACGGUUGCUGCAGAAUUUGCGGAUUUAUGCAAGACUUUAGGAGGGUGCGGCUCGAGCACUAUUAUAAUCGGAGCAGCAGGCCCGUCACGCUUUUUCUCAAUGACGG